CUGCGGUGUCGCUUAGCGUCAAUAUAAUUUCCAAUAAUAAUUAGAGUUACUACAAGCUAUGUCGUUAUUUUACACAAACCGAGAGGUGCGAAUGAUAAAUGAUAGAAAGCGGAAGAAAGAAAUGUCCGACGCAGGCGUUGAAGAAGAGUUAGGUCAGAUGUAUUCCUGCGAUUUCUGCUCGGACGAAUACGACAGUGAGACGGAACUCCACGUUCACAGGAAGGUCAAACAUCGCGAGCAGGUGGCUAAAAUACUAACAGAAGAUGCAAGCUGUAAGAUAUGCAUCAGGGAACACAAAGACUUUGAGGAACUAUUGAAACACACAAAAUCUACACAUCUCUUGAGCUCAGAAGACGCUGAGCACAUUCACCGCGAAAUCUUCAUCUGUGACGUCUGCAACCUGAUGUAUUUCAACAAAAAGAUGCUCGAGAUCCACAUGCAAUACAUGCACGAUCCCGAACACAAGUACAAACUCUCCGGAACAUGCCCAAAGUGCAAUAAACAAAUCCAGAUCAAACAGGUCUGGUUCCAUUUUCAACGUCACCUGAUCCAAAGUGUCGCUUGCUGCCAGAUAUGUUUUAAAAAGUGCAGAAACCGGGCAGAGUUACGGGACCAUCUCAGAAUACAUCCAAGUUACUACCACUGUACGCUCUGCGGUUACGAAAGUAAAGUCAAGGACAGUUUUACGGCGCAUAUGCAAGCGCAUAACAGCAAUUUGCAUGAAAGCGGGAACAUUGCGAUAGAUGAGAGAAUGUUGUGGAAAUGCUUCGCUCCGAGGAAGAAUGCGAAAAAGAGCUCUAGUAAUAUCGGGAUUAAAGGUCUAUGUUUGAAAGAUUUGUUUGUGUGUGUGUUGUGUAGAGGGCUGUGUAAGGAAGACGAGAGAGCGGCACACAUAGCCAAGUAUCAUUUGGUGGAUAUAGUGGCUACAAAGAAACAGUACAUGUGUGUGUGUGGCGAACAGUUUUUUAACAAUGUGUUGUUGAAGCAUCAUGUGUUCAAGUUGAAAGGAGAGCACAGAUCAUGUGACUCGUAGUAUAGGUAUCCUCUAGUCGUCCACCAUAUAAGAAUUAACCUUUUGGACGCCAAUGACCGACAUAUCCGCACCGCAGGUUCAAUGCCAAAGACCGAUUAAUCGUGGCGUCUGAGUGACAGCUUUUGUGUUUGACACAGCGUCGAAAAGGUUAAUAUUGGCAGUUAAUGUAAAUCAAAAUGUUAGAAAAUUGAAUUGAAUUUUCGAUUUAAAUUCAAAUUACUUAACCUUUUGAACGCCAAGCGGCGCAUCCAUUUGCCGUGCCACUGACGCCACGGGGGUAAAAUUUCGUUUUGUGAAUAAAUAAUGCCAACCUAAAAGUGGGGUGUUUUUCAGUAGAUUUUCAUCAAAAAACGAUCAACGUCAAAUGCCGUCUUUGGCGUCGUUGUCACGAUUUUGCGUUGACGUAAAUUGUCGUCUGUGGCGUUUAAAACUAAUGCAUGUUUGUUCCUAUUCAAAAUGCGUAAAAUGAUACAAGUUAAUUUCAUAAAUCAACUUCUUUAGUGCACCUGGCGGUCUAGCAUAAGUGGCGUUCACGCGCGCUAGUUCAUAUACUUGAAAGCUCGCUAGAUAUAUGGAGUCGCGCAUAGUGGUAAUUAUACAACUGUGUCCCCUGACUCACUGGUUAAUUAUAAACGCGUUACUGACCUGAAUUAGCUACGAAUCGUUUGUCUUUAUAUUUAUUUAUUUAAACUUUAUUGCACAAAGUAUAUACAAAAAUGUACAAAUGGCGGACUUAAUGCCAAAUGGCAUUCUCUACCAGUCAACCAUAGGGCCAAACAGACAUCUACAAUUGGUGCAGAGAGAGAAAUAUACCUAUUCAGUGAAUAUAAAAAAAAGCAAACUAUACAUAUAAACUACAUAAAUAAAUAAAAUAUAUAUAAACUACUACAUAUUUAUACAAUACAUACUAUAAAUAUAAAAAUGAUGGAUAUUAUUCGAACUCUUGUUUUAGCAAAUGCUUACGCAACAACCGCUUAAAAGAAAACUUACUUGGAGCUUGUCUAAUAUUUAGAGGGAGUGAAUUCCAAAGACGACUAGCCUGGACGGCGAAAGAAUUAGUCAUAAAACCAGUACGGUGAGAAGGUAUGGUCAGUUUGAGAACGCGGGAGGUACGCAGCUCACAUCCUGGACGAGGAGUAUCGAAGACGAAUUUACUUUUGAGAUAUCCAGGAGCAGAAGGCUCAAACAGGAUCGAAAAUAGGAUACAAAGGAUCCGAAAGGACCUACGACGACGGAUGGAGAGCCAGUUGAGCUGCCGGCGGUAAAAGGAGACAUGAUCGUAUUUACGAAGUCCAAAUAUAAAUCUAAUACAGUUAUAUCUGUCAUUUUGACUUAUGUAUUUGUAAGAAAGGGAUAAAUCAUAAUUUAACUAAAUCAGGCUCAAAGUUUUAUGAAUGAGGGGGUCUUUACAACAAUCAACUCCUUGAUAUAUUAUGUAGCAAGGACCGCUUGAUGUAUAUAAAAUGUAUUAUGGAGUUGCAGGCGUCCAUAGGCUACGGUGACUGCUUACCAUCAGGCG
Messenger RNA from Cydia splendana, 2552 nucleotides. RefSeq names its product zinc finger protein 26-like. Bases 59 to 1033 code for a protein of 324 amino acids. Gene Ontology annotation, cellular component: chromosome. The record is from RefSeq and is a predicted model, not a curated record. Gene Ontology annotation, molecular function: chromatin insulator sequence binding. Lineage: Eukaryota; Metazoa; Arthropoda; Insecta; Lepidoptera; Tortricidae. Gene Ontology annotation, biological process: regulation of transcription by RNA polymerase II. The transcript has 2 exons.